UAACUUUCCAGCACCUACGCGGCUGCACGGCGUCCAUGGACGGAGCUCGCCGGAACGGCGCGUGGGAUAUCGUCCUGGUGCGUCCAGACGCGAGCACCGCGCGGUCGGACCGCUGCGCGAAGCUCCUCCUCCUGUGGUGGGCGGCCAUUGCCGUGGCCGUCGCGCUGUACGUCUUCGCCGGCUACUUCUGGGGCUCCGUCGCCACCGCCGUGCUCCUCGUCGCCGGGUGCUGGUUCACGUGCUACUACUUCAAGGCGGCGCCGGAGCCGCCACUGCUCCGGGAGACAGCGCUGCGCGGGCCAGUGGGGCAGGCGCAGAUGGUCAACCGAGGUCUGAGCCAGGGGUCAACCGUGACUUUCUAGAGCUUGACCUCCAGCUCCAGUCAGCUUAACACGUCAGGUACGACUAAGGACCGAUCAAACGUUCCUCUUCUUCCACUUGAGCUACUCGAUAAUCACGACUGUCGUAUUAAUCCAGAGUUCUAAUCUUCUCCAUUGCAACUUCUAAUGUGUGCUAGCCUGUUCUCUCACUAACCGAAGAAAAAGAAAAGAAUCCAUAUAGCUUACUUCCUCCUCAUCAUCACCAUACCCACUCAAGUAGCCUCCUCUGUUGUUGUUCAGCUAGCCCUUGCCUACGCUUUUCUUCGACCGCGAUCAGCAGGUCGAACUGGGCGGUGGCUCUCUUCGCUGACUUGGGAUAUGACGGCGAGGAGGUGUUGGCCAAGGAUCCGUUGGUGGGGGUUGAGAAAGAAGCGUAGGACCCUAAGGAGGUUGUGGAGGAGGUGCCCAAGCCAACGCCAAGCCCAAAGAAGAGGAGGAAGAGGUGCCUGAUAUUGAAGCCGAGCCUAAAGAAGAUCUGAAGGAGGUGGCUGAGAUUGACGU
This is a messenger RNA of Phragmites australis (common reed), 881 nucleotides long. RefSeq lists its product as uncharacterized. The record is from RefSeq and is a predicted model, not a curated record. The transcript has 2 exons. Bases 36 to 362 code for a protein of 108 amino acids. Lineage: Eukaryota; Viridiplantae; Streptophyta; Magnoliopsida; Poales; Poaceae.